AACGAAAGCCUGUGGUAUACAUAGGUCAAUGUCAUACGUCAAUCCGACAACCGGCCUGUGCAGGGCCGGCCUUUUGCAGACCGCCUUCAUCACUUCAAUAAUAACAACAAAUCCAGGAAGACAUGACAAGCACCUGUCGACACCCAUGUAUCGAGGCACAGGCAACACGCGACGCAAGUCUGCUGCUCCACCUCGCUUCUCUGAAGUAAUACGUGCUGACAGUUCCCGGCACAUUGAGAACGAGUCUAAUCGCCUGCUCGGUCCAUAUGCUGCUUACCGUUUCGGCGAAUACAACUUCCCUGUCCGAAGUGAAGCCUUUGACAACAGCCCAUGGUAGUACGUAUCAUGUUGGCUGUCGUUUCAUGCCAAACGGAUUGCGCUUACCCACCGUCUUCGAGACACUCCCUUUGCCAAGUUCCACGCUGCGGUGCCAUGGUGCCCAGUCUCCCGCCGCAUGCGCACUCCCAGACCAUGUAUAUAACAAGGCUUGGCACUUCUUUGAAUCACCUUUUCGUACGACGGCGAAACGAUGUAGGAUUCAGUUCCAGAACCGCACAAGAACGCAAUCGCGGACCGGCCUAUGGGUGGCGGCAUCGAUAUGCAUGUACAUAUGUAGCUGGACAUUCCGGGUUCUGCUCCCCGUCAGUGUCAACAUGGAUGUUUACAUCGCGCCGCGCGGGUCUCAACCCUGUUCGACCUGCCUGUAAGCGGCAAGAGCAAGCUUUGCAUCUCAAAACAGUAACUUGACUAAUGCACAAGGCUUCCC
Pseudocercospora fijiensis CIRAD86 is the source of this 766-nucleotide messenger RNA. RefSeq lists its product as uncharacterized. The record is from RefSeq and is a predicted model, not a curated record. NCBI's taxonomy places the organism in Eukaryota, Fungi, Ascomycota, Dothideomycetes, Mycosphaerellales, Mycosphaerellaceae. The coding region runs from base 267 to 707 and encodes 146 amino acids. The transcript has a single exon.